AUGGCAUCAGCUACGACAGACAGUUCUUUUGCUUCUCAAGGACAAACAGAAAAAGCUUGGCUUCAUAAACAACAUAAUACAGAUGGAACAAUAAUGAAACCUGAUCAAUUAGAGAAAUUACUCGAAAAUCCUCCGAAAAGCUUUGACAUCAGUGUCUUCGAUCGUAUUCACGGAUCAAUGGUUGGCAUGGCCUUGGGUGAUGCUCUCGGUGCUCACGUCGAAUUUCGUCCUCACGAAUAUCUAGUAGAACAUCCCGUAACUGACCUACAAGGUGGUGGUACUUGGGGACUUUCUAAAGGGCAGUUCACCGAUGAUACUUCCAUGGCGCUUUGUCUUGCAAAUUCUCUGAUAGUUCGGCAAGAUUACGAUCCGUAUGAUCAAUUAGUUCGAUACAAAUGGUGGUUUCGGGAGGGUUACAUGUCUUCCACAGGGAAGUGUUUUGAUAUUGGCUCAGCAACAAAACAUUCUCUAUUAGAAUUUGAAAGACGCCAAAGGAACUUUGCCGAAAAAUAUCACAUUUCUUUCGAAGAUGUUGACUUUCAAUCGGAUCUCGAUAUUCUUGAUCAAUUCAAAGUCAAAUGUAGUGAAGAAGGUGUAGCUGGAAACGGAGCUCUGAUGCGGCUGGCUCCAGUGCCACUAUUCUUCUAUAAGCAUCCGAUUUAUGCUGUUGAAUACUCUGGACACAGUGGAGAAAUUACACAUGGGGAUCAGAAAGCAUACGACGCAUGUCGUUAUUAUGGUGCUUUGAUCGUUGCAGCUGUCCGCGGUGCGAAUAAGAAACAACUGCUUUCAGAGAAUUUCUGCGAGGAACAUAAAGAAUGGUUUGGAAAUAAACCGUUGCAUGCAGAUGUUCUACGUGUUGCAAGUGGAUCAUACAAGAAAGAGCGAGGCUACGACGCAGGAAUUCGAGGAAAAGGGUAUAUUGUUGCUGCGUUGGAAGCCGCAUUGUGGGCAUUUUGGUCCGAUAAAGACUCGUUUGAAACAGGUGUGCUUGCAGCUGUUAAUCUAGGCGACGAUACCGAUACAACAGCAGCGAUCUAUGGGCAAUUGGCAGGAGCUUAUUACGGUUACAAGAAACUUCCUUCACAUUGGGUGGAACAAGUUUAUGCAAAUCAGUUUAUCGCCUGUUUAAGCAAAUGGCUUACAUACGAAGGUCAACGAUGGUCACCAAAGAACUUGGCACCGGCGACCAAUCCAUCUUUAUUCGAUCCUCAAGAUGAUGCCCGGCCACGACGUCGUUCUUUCGUUCAGGACAGCUUAGCUUCGAACAUAUCUGAUGAAGGUCCUCGACCUCGUGGUAAAACCGUUGUGGAAAACAGUUCAACUUUGGACGUACCUGACGAGCGUCCUCGACUUCGUGGUAAGACUGUUGUGGAAAACAGUUCGACUGUAAAACGUCCGACUGUACAUGAACCACCCAGUAUCUACCGUCCGAAAUCAUCAGACUUAAAAAAUCUUGAACUUCAACCGCAGCGACUUUAUUUCCAUGAUCGUCUCAAUUCUGUUGCGGAUGUAUGCGAAUGGGUCAAAGGACUCGGCGAUGAAUAUGUAACAUAUGCCAAACUCUUCAAAUACUACGGCGUCGAUGGUUAUUGGUUGCUCAAUUGCAUAGAUGAUAAAGUACUUUCAGGAUAUGGUAUUCAGAAUAAAGGGCAUCAACGGGGAAUUCUCGAUGGUAUCGAAAAAUUACGUGAUAAAUGUCCGAUAAAGUACUCUACACUACACAAAACUGCUACAUAG
Adineta ricciae is the source of this 1740-nucleotide messenger RNA. NCBI's taxonomy places the organism in Eukaryota, Metazoa, Rotifera, Eurotatoria, Adinetida, Adinetidae. The record is from the annotation of a GenBank genome assembly.